Messenger RNA from Staurois parvus, 876 nucleotides. Lineage: Eukaryota; Metazoa; Chordata; Amphibia; Anura; Ranidae. The record is from the annotation of a GenBank genome assembly.
CAGGGGCUGUUCCGGGACAAGGUGGCCAUAGUGACCUGUGGGGGCACCGGCAUCGGGAAGGCCAUCACCGCGGAGUUGCUGGGACUGGGCUGCAAUGUGGUUAUCGCUUCCCGGAAACUGGACCGGCUGAAAGACGGCGCAAAGGAUCUGGUCUCCAAAAUCUGCCCGGCGAACCCGUCCGCAGUGACUGCGCUUCAGUGUAACAUCCGCAGAGAGGAAGAGGUGGAGUCUAUGGUUGAAGCUACUUUGAAGCAAUACGGUCGGAUUGACUUCUUGGUGAACAACGGCGGUGGACAGUUCCCGUCUCCCAGUGAAGCAAUAAGUUCCAAAGGAUGGAAUGCUGUGAUAGAAACCAAUCUGACCGGCACCUUCUACUGCUGCAAAGCCGUGUACAAUGCCUGGAUGAGGGACCACGGCGGAGCCAUUGUGAAUAUUGUGGCAGACAUGUGGAAGGGUUUUCCUGGAAUGUCGCACACCGGAGCUGCGAGGGCCGCCGUGGACAAUCUCACCAAAAGCCUGGCCAUAGAAUGGGCUCACAAUGGCGUCAGGAUAAAUUCGGUGGCUCCUGGAACGAUCUUCUCACAGACGGCUGCAGACAAUUACGAGAUGGGGGUUUCUGUGUUUCAAAACUAUAUCACUAAUAUUCCAGCCAAGAGACUUGGACUGCCCGAAGAGAUCUCACCAAUGGUCUGCUUCCUCCUCUCACCUGCUGCUUCCUUCAUCACCGGAGAGACUGUGAAGGUGGAUGCCGGGCAAAGCAUAUACGGCUCUCACUGGAAAGUACCAGAUCACAACAGAUGGCCGGCGGCACCAGAAGGAGAAAAUGCCGAAACUUUGAAGAAACUUGUUCCCAAUGUUCCUCCUUCGAAGCUGUGA